AAUAGAUAUAUUUAACUGUUCACGGCUAACCUUACUUUAGUGUCGUAUUUUAUUCGAAUAGUUAUGCGACAUGCCAUAAAAUUAGCGAUUUCGUUCCUAAAUCCACGCCACUAGCUUUCUAGACCGAGAUUGUAAAUUUUGCGAAAUGCGUGAACAAACAAAAAUUAUUCAUAGUCUCAGCGAUUUCAAUCGAGGAUUACAUACUCGUCGGUAUAUUAAGCCGACAAUAUGCAGCCGAGAUUUCUUAACCGGAAUUGCUUUGGACAUGCGACCGGAAAAAGAGUGGGGUUACCAUUUGGCAAAGGCAACGGGCAUCGAUGUCAGCACAAUCGUCGAAAUCAAUCUGGAAUUUUUGAAUAUCCAAUCAACCUAUGGCCUAGGGUACCUUAGAUCUUGCCAGGUACUGAAAGUUAACAAUAACAUCAUCAGCCGGAUCAUUGGGCUGGAAGAUCUGACCGAACUGAAGAGCUUGGACCUCUCGUUCAACAACAUUGAAAAAAUUGAAGGCUUACAAGGAUGUGCAAAGCUGGAGGAGUUAAUGCUUUUUCACAACACCGUUGUCACCAUUGAAGGACUCGAAACGCUAGAAAAGCUUGCAUUGCUGAACGUGGGAUGCAACCAAAUCGGCGAUCUGCAGGCUACAUAUUCUGUCUUACGACGAAUGAACUCACUGAGAACAGUGAAUCUGGAAAGAAAUCCUGUGGCAAAGGUCAACCUUUACCGGGAGCAUAUGGUCGUUUAUGUUCCUCAUUUGAAGAUUCUGGACUGGAAAAGAAUACUGCCAAGUUUUAAAAGCCAGGCUUAUGAGCUGUUACGGGACGAUUAUCGUUCUUUUGUAACGAAAGAACGCCUGGAGGAAAAACGAAGGAAAAUAAAGUCAUUAACAGCGGAGAGAAAAGCACCAAAGUCAAUUUUCUCGGUUGAAGCAGACAACAGCUUGUACAAAUUCCUCAAUCAGCCGUCGGACGAAAUUGAAUAUUUGUUUGAACUGCUUGAUGGCGGAGAGACUGCACUUACUUCUUACAAAGAGCAAGUUAGCCAGGUUGGCCAGGGAAUAACCGACAGGGUGCUGGUCUUGGGGAAUGCGUUAACCGAGUUGGAGACCAGCUUGGACGAUCAGAUCAACCGCUAUGUUAACGGUUAUGGCACAACAGGGCGCCGGAUCAUGGAAGCACUUAUGCUGAGAAAGGGAGAUUAUUUAGCUGCGAUUAUCCAUGAAGUGGAGCAGCGAGGCAAGGAUGCUCUGAAAGGUUACUGUGCCGUUUUGGACGAUGUCAGCGUGGAUCUGACGAGGCUGCUGAUGCAGUUACAGCAACACGUUGAGCAUACCAUCUCAAGCAAAACGAAGAAGUUGGAACAUCAACUAAAUCAUGAUAUCAGCUGGUUAACGCGUGAAAUCGAUAUCCUUAAGCAGUUUGAACAGUUUCUGCAAGAGUGGGCCACAACUGCCCACAAAGACCAAAAGUUUGAAACUGUCUUACUGCCCCAAGAAGUCAAACAUCUGAAAGAAUUAUUUGAACUGAAGCACCACAAUCAGAGUACGGAUUGGUUGGAUGAGUUGAAAUCCACAGCACUAGUACAACAUUUGCAAGAACGCUUAAAGCAAAAACUUCGUCGGCUUGACCAGCUGCAAUCCAAAAUCACCGGAGAACAAACUGCUCGAUUAGAUGCCAUUAAAGAGAAAUUUUCUAAAUAUGAAAUAGAUAUUUUCCACCAGCGGAUGCGGGAGAUUGUUGAUCUGGUUGAGCAACAUAAAGCGGAAGCGUACUUGCUACGGAAGCGGAUGACGUACCGCUUGGGUCGCCACGAGGAGGAGGAACUGCACAUUCAACCAGCGGUCAAGAACUUAAUGAAACGACGGCACAAAACUACUGCAAUGAGCAUUGCCGGUUCGGGUCGACCGAGAAAGGUGGAAUUCGAAAACGAAGAGCCUUUACCGGAUUAUGUUGUAAUGAAAGACUUCAAGGAGAUUGUCGAUCAAAUCGCAAACGUUCCCGUGGAAGAACGGGAACGCCUUUUUGAGAUGAGGGUUGUGGAGAUGGACGAUAUUGCUGACUAUGUUGAUAUUAAGGAUGAGCUGGAUAAGAAUGAAUUUGCACAAAGUAUGCAAGAGGGGAUCAGUGCGGAACAAGGGGAUCCGGAUUUUGAUUUGUAGUCUGUUCUGUGCAGUUGGAAUAUUAAAAUAGUUAUAAUUUAUUAACUUCCGUUUCGUUCGUUCACAGUGCGUAGACGUGCUAACGCUAAUAUAAAAUUUGGCCAAUUGCAUGCACGUGGUUUGGUUGAACUUUUUUUAUUUCAAGAGUAACUUAACAGUAUUGUUUUAAGUACCGCUGCCAAUGUUGCCACAAAGUGCACUUCAAACUGGAAAAUAUUUAUCUACAUAUGUUUUGCUUUACUGUAUCAGCUGAUAUUGUUUUUAAACAGCAAUACGAUUUAACCCAAAUCAUACUGUAGCGAUUCAUCCACGCAAACAUGAAAUCGUUUAUGAUUGUACUCAUAGCACUAAUAAAGCAUGCAAAUAAUAAGACAGCUUCACCAAUCCACUAUAUUUGAUGAAGAAUUUCGUCCAAAAAUACUGGUUUUGCGUAAUUCUGCAAUGGGUCAUCGUGGCGCACCUCUCGUUCGACGCUGGUGACCGCUUCUACAGUUUUUAUAAUAUCCGUUUCCGGCAUGUGCAGCAGAUUAUCUGCACUGUUU
Molecule: messenger RNA, 2697 nt
Organism: Paramacrobiotus metropolitanus
Lineage: Eukaryota; Metazoa; Tardigrada; Eutardigrada; Parachela; Macrobiotidae
Product: dynein regulatory complex subunit 3-like
Exons: 8
Coding region: 146-2155 (669 amino acids)
Molecular function (GO): protein binding
Source: RefSeq, a predicted model, not a curated record